Molecule: messenger RNA, 1908 nt
Organism: Perca fluviatilis (European perch)
Lineage: Eukaryota; Metazoa; Chordata; Actinopteri; Perciformes; Percidae
Gene: ggh
Product: gamma-glutamyl hydrolase (conjugase, folylpolygammaglutamyl hydrolase)
Exons: 9
Coding region: 36-1019 (327 amino acids)
Biological process (GO): tetrahydrofolylpolyglutamate metabolic process
Cellular component (GO): vacuole
Molecular function (GO): gamma-glutamyl-peptidase activity
Source: RefSeq, a predicted model, not a curated record
CGCAACAAAGAUGCAACCAUAGACAGUUUAUAAGAAUGGAUACAACCGGCGGCGGAACGCCGAUACUUAAACGUGCUACAGGAUGUUUUACCUUUAGAAUAAUGCUCUUGUUACUGUUUUGCAUUUCUAUUUCGUGUCUACCGUUUUAUUCUUCAGCCAAGAGGAAUGACAGGCCUAUAAUUGGUGUCCUUGCUCAAGAAGUUAAUUCCCCAAAACCAAAUCAAACCGCUUACAUCGCUGCCUCUUAUGUCAAAUUCCUUGAGUCAGCAGGAGCGAGGGUUGUACCUGUCAUGGUUAACCAGACACUGGAGGAGUAUAAAACGCUCUUCAACUCCAUUAAUGGGAUCCUUUACCCAGGCGGAGGUGUCAGCAUCAUCUCGUCUGGUUAUCAAAGAGCUGCAAAAAUCUUUUAUGAACUUGCUAUUGAGGCAAACAAGAGAGGCGACUAUUUUCCUGUGUGGGGUACCUGUCUUGGGUUUGAGCAGCUGGCGUAUUUGACGAGUGGAAAGAAAGUACUGUCGUUUACCAACACAAGUGGUGUGCCCUUGCCUCUGGACUUCACUAAUGAAACCAAAGACAGCAGGCUGUUUAAAGGUUUCCCAGCUGAACUCAUGGAGGAUCUGGCCAAAGAGCCGCUGACGGAAAACUCUCACAAUUGGAGUUUGGCGGUGUUGACUCUUAAAACGAAUGAGGAGCUGAAGAAGUUUUACAAAGUUCUCUCCACAAAUACAGAUGGAAAAACGGAGUUUGUGUCAACGAUGGAAGCAUAUGAUUACCCUAUUUAUGGGUCACAGUGGCAUCCAGAGAAAAAUGCAUUUGAAUGGGGGAGGCCUUACAUUCCACACUCUCCAUCGGCAGUCAGGACCACCUUCUACGUGGCUGAAUUCUUUGUCAAUGAAGCCAGGAAGAACUUUCACAGAUUUGAAUCUGAGGACGAGGAGAGCAAAGCGCUGAUAUACAACUAUAAUCCUGUUUACAGUGGGCCCAAGAGCGCCUUCGAGCAAAUCUAUUUUUUCUGAUGUCUGUUUGCGAAGAAGCUCUGUGCAACAGCUGAUUGGCUGUCUCAAUCCCCUGACUCAUGAAUGUUUGCAGAUGAUUUGAAUUUGCAUUUGCUGCUCGCUUCAUCCAGGAACCUUUGCACCAAACACGCCAAUUCCAUGCAAGUAAGAAACUCUUUUUGAGUCUGAUAUACAUGGACUGCGGUUCGUACAAUCACGUGAUGUAACAAUCAGAGAUCACAUACACAAAUGGAACAAGAUCUACACCAAAGUUGGAAUCUGUGAAAUGAAAUAUUUCAAUCGUGUCUAAAAUUUGCAAUAAGGUACUCGUCCCCCAUCCUAAUCCCAAUACCCCUUUUCCUACCACACCCCAUACCCCUCUCCCUUAUUGUUUGCUUUAUUUUUGUUCUGGUUAUCAUUGUUAUCUGGAAGAUGGCGAAAAAACAUUGCAAUCAAGUAGUAAAAAUAUAUAUUUCAUACACCCAUGUGGUCCACACAAGCUGCAGAUUGUUUUUAAAUGGGGAAAUCGCAAAUCUUAUGUUUUUUAGCGACAAUUUUUAAAUUGAUUUGUUUCCCUAGAGUCGAUAUUUUUUUAGUUUUAGCAAUGAUUUACCUAAAUAUUUUCUGUUUACGUAACGUUACCGCUGCCGGCGACUACAUCAUCUCGUUUCCAGCCAAACAGACCGAAAGCAGAAAAUGCAAAAAGCAGCACUUGACAGUGACAGUGGACGUACGUUAAGUGGACGCCCAUUUCCCCUGUAGGGUUAACUUACAUCAUUUUCGUUCAGUACUCGACCAAUUUAAAAUAUUUUUGUUCACCUUCCUCCACAGCGCUGCGGAGGAGGGUCUGGCUAGUCCACACAGCAUUCCUGGAUGGGAGAAAAGCGUGCUCUGGUUUAUUGGCAUUUCU